UUAUUAUUUAUUGUUAAUCACCUCCUUUUCGUACACCUCUCUAUUACGGAGAGUGCGGCUCACAGGCCAAAAACUCCGGUCUAUUUCGACGAGUAGAGGCUUAUAUAUGUCAUGAAUGCCACAAAUAAGGGAGAUACUUAAAAAAAUCACUCCUUGUAGUGGGCGGAAUGCAAGGGGGAUAAAAGACCGCUAUGGUGCCUUGUGCGGAUUCUCAGCAUCACGCCAGCAAAAGUACAGUUAUGAAAGAGGAUGAUAAUGAAGGUUGGCCAGGUCUUUACCUGGAGGAGAAAUGUUGUUUGACGGUGUGUCAAGAGGCCAGGUGGCGAUCGGCGAUGUUGCCGGCCGGGAUGGUGGAUCCGCGGGUGUGCCUGGAGCCGGUGCUCGGUCAUCCACCACGUGGAGGACGAGACCUGCCGAUUGGCAACGCCGCUACCCGCAGACAAUGGCCACCUCGCUCCUGCCUUCGGACCCCAUUUCCAUAGCCGACCCUCAUUCGUAUUCGUCCCACUUCCGAAGAACGGAAAAU
Messenger RNA from Cimex lectularius (bed bug), 526 nucleotides. RefSeq lists its product as uncharacterized. Gene Ontology annotation, molecular function: nucleic acid binding. NCBI's taxonomy places the organism in Eukaryota, Metazoa, Arthropoda, Insecta, Hemiptera, Cimicidae. The record is from RefSeq and is a predicted model, not a curated record.